AUGACAGUAGUACAAGCACCCUAUGUUAUAGCAUCACGCGGAACAAAACAAGUUGGACAGUGUGUAUCUGCUGAACGUGGACAACUAAUUACUAUGUGUGGUAUAGGAAAUGCCAUAGGAAAUUUCAUUCCACCUGUCUUCAUAUUUCCAAGAGCACGGUUUCAUGACACCAUGUUAAAAGGAGGACCUCCUGGUUGUAUUGGUUAUGCAAAGAGUCCAAAAAGUGGCUGGAUGACAGGGCCACUGUUUUUAAAGGUUCUAGAACAUAUAAAAAAACUAGUCAGAUGUUCGAAAGAGGAUCCUGUUUUACUCUUAAUUGAUAAUCAUGAAAGCUAUUGUACAUUAGAUGCCAUUAAUUAUUGUUUUGAAAAUGGAAUGGUGGUUUUAACAUUUCCUCCUCACUGCACUCAUAGAAUGCAACCUUUGGAUGUGGCUGUUAAUGGUCCUUUCAAGCAAAAGCUGUCUAUUUCUCAGAACGACUGGCUUGUACGCAAUCCGGGGAAAACAAUAACAAUACACGAUUUAGUUGGCAUACUGACACUAGCAUAUAAUACAACAUAUAUUGCCAGGAAUAUUGUUGCAGGUUUUUCUACACCUGGAAUAUAUCCUUUUUCACGCCUUGCUUUCUGCAAUGACAACUUUCAAAGUGCUGAAGUGACUAAUCGUCCUUUGACAGAAACAUUCAGUAAAGCUACUUCUGAUAAUUCUAAAUAA
Messenger RNA from Hydra vulgaris (swiftwater hydra), 714 nucleotides. RefSeq lists its product as uncharacterized. The record is from RefSeq and is a predicted model, not a curated record. NCBI's taxonomy places the organism in Eukaryota, Metazoa, Cnidaria, Hydrozoa, Anthoathecata, Hydridae. Gene Ontology annotation, cellular component: nucleus. Gene Ontology annotation, molecular function: DNA binding.